Molecule: messenger RNA, 507 nt
Organism: Eimeria mitis
Lineage: Eukaryota; Apicomplexa; Conoidasida; Eucoccidiorida; Eimeriidae
Product: Sodium-and chloride-dependent GABA transporter 3,related, related
Exons: 4
Coding region: 1-507 (168 amino acids)
Source: RefSeq, a predicted model, not a curated record
AUGCUUGUAACAAUAUCUGAUGCAUGGCACCGCUUUGACCUGCAUUGGGAUUCAAUGAAGCGGUCUCCCAACAUGAGGAAUUUCGGUGCCGCUUUGCUCGGAAUGGCCGCUUGCUUCCUCGUAUUAACACCUCUGAUACCCAAAGUCCGCGACUGGGUGAGGCCAGUUGCAGAGGACUACAUGUCAACAUUGGCGUUCCCAAGCCACCCCUUCGUGCCGUGGCGCCGGAUGUCCUUCUUGUCACUGAUGCCGACACUAUUUCGCGAACAUCUCGCGCGUUCAAAAGAACCCUCGGCUACUGUCAAGAGCCUCAUGCUCGAGUACAAGAAGCAGAGGCUACCCUUCAUGACCUCCUUCCCUGCAGAAGGCGGAGCUGCCAUUUCAGAAAUGGAAUUGGCGCUACAGCAGCCGCGCCUCCGUGAUAGGAGCUUAGAUCUUCAGCCAAGGCAGCAGCAAACACAGCAGCUGUCCUUCGGCAGCAAGAACUCAGACGACAGGGAUCUGUGA